UCUGCCAGUACCAAAACGGUCCUCUUAUCAAAGAAACACAACCUAAAAACUGCAUUCAAUCACCGCUUUUAACAUGGGAAGUGCUUGUUUUUCCUGGGACGUUUGUUUGUUUUUCGCCCUCAUAAAUACUUGCGGUGCAAUGGCAAACGUGGCUCUCUCAGUCCCGGACACAGAUGAGUGUUCGGAGUCCACGGACGACUGUCACAUUGACGCCAUUUGCCAGAACACCCCCAAGUCCUUUAAGUGCAUCUGCAAGCCUGGAUACAAAGGAGAUGGGAAACAAUGUGAAGACAUGGAUGAGUGUGAGAACGACUACAACGGGGGCUGUGUCCAUGAGUGUAUCAACAUCCCCGGGAACUACAGGUGCACCUGCUACGACGGCUUCAUGCUCGCCCACGACGGACACAACUGUCUGGAUGUUGAUGAGUGUGUAGACAACAACGGAGGCUGUCAGCAGGUGUGUGUCAACAUCAUGGGCAGCUACGAGUGUCAGUGCACCAACGGCUUCUUCCUGAGUGACAACCAACACACCUGCAUCCACCGCUCUGAAGAUGGGAUGAACUGCAUGAACAAGGAACACGGCUGUGCCCACAUCUGCAGAGAGACCCCAAAGGGGGGCGUGUCCUGCGAGUGCCGUCCAGGGUUUGAGCUGGCCAGCAACCAGAGAGACUGCACAUUGACAUGUCACUAUGGAAACGGCGGCUGCCAGCACACAUGUGAUGACACCGAGACUGGACCAGUGUGUGGCUGCCACCAGAAAUAUGCCCUACACUCUGACAGCAAGACCUGCAUCGAGAAAGAUGAGGCUGCAAUUGAGAGCUCUGAGUUCAAUGCCACGUCACUAGCUGAUGUGGACAAGCGGGUGAAACGGCGGCUACUUAUGGAAACCUGUGCAGUAAACAACGGUGGAUGUGAUCGGACAUGUAAGGACACGGCCACCGGGGUGCGCUGCAGCUGCCCCGUUGGCUUCACGCUCCAGCCCGACGGCAAGACGUGCAAAGACAUCGAUGAGUGUCUGGAGAAUAACGGUGGCUGCGAUCACUUCUGCCGUAACACGGUGGGCAGCUUUGAGUGCAGCUGCCAGAAGGGCCAUAAACUCCUGACCAACGAGCGCACCUGCCAGGACAUCGAUGAGUGCUCCUUUGAGAGGGCAUGUGACCACACCUGUAUCAACUACCCUGGCAGCUUUGAAUGCUUGUGUCACAAAGGCUACACUCUGUAUGGUCUCACACACUGUGGAGAUAUUGAUGAGUGCAGCAUCAACAACGGGAGCUGUGAGUACGGCUGCGUCAACACACAGGGUGGCUACGAGUGUGUGUGUCCACCUGGCAAGAAACUCCACUGGAACAAGAAAGACUGUGUCGAGGCGGUGAAGUGUCUGCCCAAUGGGAAGCCGGCGCCACGGGCCCAACUCAGCUGCACCAAGAGCGGAGGGGUGGAGGCCUGCUCCCUGUCCUGCCCCUCCAACGCUCUCUUCCUCGCAGACUCUGAAAACAGCUAUACUCUAAGCUGUGGGGUACCUGUUCAGCCAGGAAAGGCACCACAGAAGAGGAAUGCCACUACCUCACUGCAGACCUGCGCAGAAACGUUAUCCCCACCGAUAAAGCAGAAGGCCAGAUUCAAGAUUAAAGAUGCCAAAUGUCACCUGAGGCCCAGGAACAAGGAGAAGCACAGGGAGACCUCCAAACAAAGCCUGCAAGGGGGACAGUUCCCUUGCACAGACGACUGCCAGGUCACGUUUGUCAACCUGAAAUGUGACUCGUCGAAGAAGAGGCGGCGCGGGCGCAAGUCUCCUUCCAAAGAGGUGUCCCACAUCACUGCCGAGUUUGAGAUGGAAAUGAAGGAGGAGGAGGCUUCAGACUCGUGUAAUGUGGACUGCGUGCGGGAGAAGACCAAACAGCGGCUGCAGAAUGCCAUGCGUACCCUCCGCAAGUCCAUUAACAAGCAGCAGUUCUACAUCCAGUUCUCGGGCACCGUGUAUGAGGUGGCACAGCGGGCAGCGCGCCAGUCAGAAGACACAGAGUCCUGCAGCACCGGCCAGGUCCUCAUAGACGGCAAAUGUGUCAGCUGUGGGGUGGGGACGUUCUACAGCGGGGGGCAGGAGCAGUGUGUCCAGUGUCCCCCGGGCACCUACCAGGACACGGAGGGCCAGCUGUCCUGUGAGCCCUGCCCCAGCACGGAGGGACAGGGCAUCACCGGGGCCAAGAACGUCUCUGAGUGUGGGGGCCAGUGUCCCCCUGGGCAUUUCUCCUCGGACGGGUUCCGGCCAUGCCAGCAGUGUGCCCUGGGCACCUUCCAGCCAGAGCCGGGCCGAGUGCUGUGCUUCCCCUGUGGGGGUGGCCUCAUGACCAAGCACGUGGGCAGCACGUCCUUUAAAGACUGCGAGGCCAAAGUUCACUGUGCUCCUGGACACCAUUACAACUCCACAACGCACCGCUGUAUCCGCUGCCCGGUGGGGACCUACCAGUCCGAGUUCGGCCAGAACUACUGUAUCAACUGCCCUGGGAACACCACCACCGACUUUGAUGGUGCCACCAACGUGUCUCACUGCAAAAAUCAGAUGUGUGGUGGAGAGCUGGGGGAGCUCAUGGGCUACAUCGAGUCUCCCAACUACCCCGGCGACUAUCCAUCCAACGUGGACUGUAUCUGGACCAUCAACCCGCCCAACAAGAGACGCAUCCUUAUCGUCGUGCCCGAGAUCUUCCUUCCCAUCGAGGAUGAGUGUGGAGACGUGCUUGUCAUGAGAAAGAGCGCCCUGCCCACCUCUAUCACCACCUAUGAGACGUGCCAGACGUAUGAGCGGCCCAUCGCCUUCACCUCACGCUCCCGCAAGCUGUGGAUCCAGUUCAAGUCCAACGAAGGCAACAGCGGCAAAGGCUUCCAAGUGCCCUACGUGACCUACGAUGAGGACUACCAGCAACUUAUUGAGGACAUUGUCCGUGACGGUCGACUCUACGCCUCAGAGAAUCAUCAGGAGAUACUGAAAGACAAAAAACUAAUCAAGGCGCUGUUCGACGUGUUGGCUCACCCCCACAACUACUUCAAGUACACCGUUCAGGAGUCCAAAGAAAUGUUCCCACGUUCUUUCAUCAAGUUCCUCCGCUCCAAAGUGUCAAGGUUCCUCCGACCGUACAAAUAGGUCCCCAGAUCACUCCAGGUCCUUGAACCGCCCUGCACAUCUAAAUGUGCCCCUUUCACGCUCUCUAUUCCCCCCUAUUGUUUUUGCUCGCUAGCUGUAGCUUCCACAAUUCCACAUGAUACGUAAAGGAAAAAGACUGAACACCCCUAGACAUUUAAAGUCCUUGUUUUGACUUUAAACUCUUUCUUUUUUUGAUAAGUUCGUCUUUGUUUUUGUUUGUUUUAUUUGAUUUUUAAUGUGUUUGUUUGUUUUAUUUGAUUUCAUUUAUUAGUUUAUUAUUUUUAAAAUAUUUAUAUGUGCUAGUACUAGCAAAACCCCACAUUAUGGAUGUUUGAUAUAAAUAUGUAAGUGUGUGUGUGUGUGUGUGUGUGUGUGUGAGAGAGUGUGUGUGUGUGAGAGAGAGAGAGAAUAUGCAAAUGUGUCUGUGAAUGUAUUUGUGUGUGUGUGUGUGUGUGUGUGUGUGUGUGUGUGUGUGUGUGUGUGUGUGUGUGUGCGUGUUUGGUGUGUGUGUGUGUAUGUGAAUAUGUAUGAAUUUAUAACUGCAUAGCUAAGGUAUGCUAGUACAUUCAUAUUCACAUACAAUAUAUCUUGCCGGCUAUUUUUUUCUUUGAUUUUCUUCCUAUGGCCCCUUACAUGCACGAGAGAUAGAGGAUGUAAAAUGUUUGGUGCGCUUAAAAGUUUUUCAGCCAUUGUAAGAUGGGUAAAGUGAACCUUUUAUGAGACCCUGAACUAAUUCAGCUUGUGCUGUGCUUACAUUAUGAAAGACAAAGAAAGUGAAAGUCUAUAUAGUAGAUUUUAAACUAUAUAACAAGAUAAUAAAAAAAAACUACCUGCAAGUAACAGAGGUUACGAUAGAAAUGUAUGUUAUGUAGCUAAUAUUUGGAACUUCAAUUGCACUUGAAUUUUAUAUUGUAAACUGUAGAAAGAAAUUCUAAGUUUUUCCUUAUGUUUGUGUUGUAUAGAAAUGUUUCAUCUUGGUUUUGUUGGUUUGAAAGAAAAAAAAGAAGAAAAAAAAACUACCCAUAUUCUCACGGUACUCAGUAUUGGAUUCCUUUGACAGAAAGAAACAAGUGAAGAAGGAAGGAAGAGAAAUAAAAACAGUAAGAAAAAAAGAAAGAAAGAAAGAAAGAAAGAAAGUAAUAAUCUGUGCAUCUUCCUUUUUUCCUCACCUCUGAAUGACUCAGUCCUGAGAGUAAAAAUUACCUCUGUAAUCUUUUGUGAACUUUUGUCUGAAUGAUCGUCAAUUGAAGGGAAGAUAUAUAUCAGCAGUGGAAUAGUGGCAGUUUUGAAUUUGCACCAUUUCACCAUUCUGUACAGCAAGCUAGCUUGUUAGCUGCCAGAGAGAAAGAAAGACUUUUAGUGUAAAGUUUCUCAUAUGAUGGCACAAAGUGCAAGCUUCUUCCAUUUAUCCACGUAUACAGUUAGUCCAAACUACCGUAGAUUUAUAUCCAGCCCAAUCUUAGCAAGGACGAGAAGCGAGAGAAUGGCACUGAAUGUUGGAUGGUCAGUGGACAUUGUAUUCCUAAGAGAGUCUGUUAUUGUUUGUUUGCAAUGGAGAUUUAUUUUGUUUUGUUUGCUUGUUUGUCUCAAGAACAUGGUCACCUUGCCCAGAAUAUUUGCAAUCCAGUGGAGUUUAUGAGGGUAGACGCUCUGUGUAUCUUUAGCCUUUGUGUUUUUCUUGAGACCAGAGUUCCAUUUUCAAGAGGGCAGAAGUUGUUGACCUGGACUUAUUACUGAUGGGAGUACUUGUGGCUGUGUAAUACCAUUAGAAGUGAGGCAAAAGUCAUGGACUCUGAUUGAAGAGAGUUCACAUAUUCCCACAAGAACUAAACUCUAACCUAACAUGGAACGGCUUUGUGCUGGGCACAAAGACAAGCUGUCACGGCCUCAUCAUGACAUCCUCCUAAUUGGCUAUCGACUAUCGACUCCAGACUAUAUAUCAUGUCAUCUCCCAUAUAUUUUUGGUACCCCCAUUGCUGAUCUUUAAUCAGCCAAACCUGCAAUGAACCCAAUGAACCCUAUUUUGUGAUGGAAUAAAAGGUACAAGGAAUCAGGGCUGUGGUGGAUAGGAUGGAGUCAAGAGGUUUAUAAAUAUAUAGUUAACUAACAAGUAAUGCUACAUACAGUACACUUAUCCUUAGAAUGUAUUUAAUGGGAUUUUUUGCGUGUGUGUGUGUGUGUAUUUGUGUGUGUGUGUGUGUAUGUGUGUGUGUGUGUGUGUGUGUGUGUGUGUUGUUUAUGUGGUGUGUGCUAGAGAGAGAUUUAGACUAUAGUGUAUAUGCACAUGUAUGAGAUAACUGUCGGCUAGUUUAGGAGUGAUGACUUUUGAAGUUUUGCAAUGCAGUUAGUUGAUGUAUAUCACCCAAAGAGAGAGAGAGAGAGAGAGAGAGAGGAAACACAUUUCAGAUAGAGGAGAAAAGGAUAUACUAUGUGUAGAAAGAAGCCAAAAUACUAUAGGUGUUGUAGUCCUUUUUUGUUGACCUGGUAGAUCUGCGAUAAUCCAGUUGCAAAGAGAAAAAAAAACUGACAAACUCAAGCUGCAUUAGAGAAGACGGCACUCGGAGAGAUUUCCUACGUAGUUUUCAUUUUCCUCUGGAGAGCAUUAUUUAAUGUUGUCUCAAUAUCCCUUUUAACAUUCUUCACUUCCCCACAUAGUUGGUUGAGCGCAUGAAAAACUCCUCUCUGGGCUGCUUGAUCUCUCCCCAGGCAUUGUGUGAUUAAAAACACAGAGGUUGUGGCACUGCGGAACAAUGAGUGUGUGUGUGUGUGUGUGUGUGUGUGUGUGUGUGUGUUUCGGCGGUUCAUUUAGGAGGCAGAUAACACUAUCCCCCAAGGAGGGAGGGAAGUAUGCCUUGGCCUUACCAAGGAGCGUGAGCAGUCCCUUAAAAAUACAGAUGACACAUCCAUGAGCUAAGCUUGAAACAACCCCCCAAACCCUGUUAACAAUAAAGGCAUCCUCCAGUGGUCUGUCCAUUCCUCUUGAGGUGUUUUUGGACUGGACAGGAGUGAGUGAGAGAGAGAGAGAGGAGAGAACAUGCUGAAAAGUGAUUCAGUGAAAUGGUGGUGAAAUAUCAUGGAAAGGCCAUCUCAAAUUUUUUUUUUCGACAAUAUUUUUUUCUGCUUUCUUUUUUUUCUGUUCAAAUAAGCACUUAUUAUUGCAAGCAUUCCUGCAGCUAGCUCUGCCGCCACUAGUGUCUCAGUGGGGACUGUGUAAACUCCACUCUGCCCAGUAUUCAGCCUGAGAAACAGAGGGAGAGAGAAAAACAGACAGAGAGAAAGAGAGAUAGAAUUAGAGGAAGAGUGAAAAGGACCCUCCAUCCCAAAACCAAAGAGUAGCAGACUAACAGCAAACAGGUGCCUCUCCCCCGACCCCCCCCCCCCCCCCCCCCCCCCAACCUGUCAUCAGCUCCCUCACCUGGUUAUGCAAAACUUAGCUAUGGCCUCUUCAUACAAAGACGCAUGCAGAAGCUUUCAUAGCAUCUGGACUGUCACGCUGUGU
Molecule: messenger RNA, 6638 nt
Organism: Alosa sapidissima (American shad)
Lineage: Eukaryota; Metazoa; Chordata; Actinopteri; Clupeiformes; Clupeidae
Gene: scube1
Product: signal peptide, CUB domain, EGF-like 1
Exons: 23
Coding region: 74-3139 (1021 amino acids)
Biological process (GO): signal transduction
Cellular component (GO): cell surface
Molecular function (GO): calcium ion binding
Source: RefSeq, a predicted model, not a curated record